GCAUGCGCAGUUGAACAGUCGCAGACACACUAGCCUCAAUAGCAGCGGUAGCCAUGGCCGACGAGAAGCCAAAGGAGGGAGUGAAGACCGAGAACAAUGAGCACAUCAACCUGAAGGUAGCAGGGCAGGAUGGCUCAGUGGUGCAGUUCAAGAUCAAAAGGCACACUCCUCUUAGCAAACUGAUGAAAGCAUAUUGUGAACGGCAGGGGCUGUCAAUGAGGCAAAUAAGAUUCCGAUUUGAUGGUCAGCCUAUCAAUGAAACUGACACACCUUCGCAGCUAGAAAUGGAGGAUGAAGACACGAUUGAUGUGUUCCAACAGCAAACCGGAGGCUCUCCUCUUUAAAGACUGUUUCCUAUGAACAUCCCUACCUCCCCUUUUUGUCACCAACCAUCACAACCAGUCCUCAUACCAUCCACUGAUGCAAAAUGCUAAAAGACAGCAGGACAAUUCAUGUAGUCUUUUAUCACUCUGGCUUUCAACCUGUCUCAAUUGUGCAGUAUAGAUAGACACAUUCAAGCUGCAGUGGCUUUAAAUGUGAUCAACAUAAGUUUUUCUCUCUUUAAAAAAAUCCCCAACAGUUGGAAACAACUCUGAUCCUGUCUUUUUUUUUUAUUUUUAUUUUUUUUUUUGCUUUUAUGCUAAUUUCACUGAGGUUUUGAAUCAGAUUCAUUAAUUAAACCCGUGUUUUGAUUUCACUGACAUCUGUUAUGAAAAUGUAUUAUUGAAAUAAAUUGAGUUUUUUGUACAAAAAAAUCCUGUUUUUUAAUUUUGUAAUUGAUCAAAAUCCACCUUAUAUUCCCAACAUUGUGUCCAAAGUUCUCAAAGCUUUUAGACUGCAAUGUUUGAACUUUAAAUCAUUAAAGA
Molecule: messenger RNA, 866 nt
Organism: Menidia menidia (Atlantic silverside)
Lineage: Eukaryota; Metazoa; Chordata; Actinopteri; Atheriniformes; Atherinopsidae
Source: the annotation of a GenBank genome assembly